This is a messenger RNA of Macrosiphum euphorbiae (potato aphid), 453 nucleotides long. Lineage: Eukaryota; Metazoa; Arthropoda; Insecta; Hemiptera; Aphididae. The record is from the annotation of a GenBank genome assembly.
AUGCUUUUUGAUGUAACGAAUAUACUUCAUAAUACUCAGUACCUUGUGGAUUUUUAUCUUGGCCUUUGUUCAUGUCCUCGUGGAGAUACAGGGUUUCCAUGUAAACACCAAAUGUUCAUAGCUCAGAAAUUAAAUAUAGAUUUGAGCAUUUGUUUACCUAUGACAGAGGACAUGAAAAAAAAAUUACACAUAUUAGCAUCUGGAUGUUCUGACAUAGAUAGUGGAUGGUAUGGUUUGGCUACAGACAUGAAUUAUGUGGAAUUUAAUGAAGAUAAUAAUAAAGAUUCAGAUCAAAAUAGCAUACAAACAAAUAAACAAGGUAAACAAAUAAAUGAGAAUAUGGACCCUGAGAUUAAUAAUGAAAAUAUAGAUCAAACUUAUGACGAAGUAAUGGAUAGUUUCAAUAAAACCGUAGAAAACAUGAAGAAAAAAUUUGACUUGGAUAAGACAUAA